Messenger RNA from Ochlerotatus camptorhynchus, 1482 nucleotides. Its product is annotated as protein D2-like. Lineage: Eukaryota; Metazoa; Arthropoda; Insecta; Diptera; Culicidae. Bases 186 to 761 code for a protein of 191 amino acids. The transcript is spliced from 3 exons. The record is from RefSeq and is a predicted model, not a curated record.
GAUCCACAAACCAACCAUCACAUCGGGCCAGGCAGGCGCAGCUGUUGGAUUUUGUUUCGCCAUCAGUUUCGCCCGUCAUCGGCGUCGGCGCAGGGGACUUGCAGUCUAGUGCGGCUUUUCGAGCGAGCAGCACUCUCUUACGUCCAAGUUGGGUUCUUGUCUAUUUUUUUUUUAACUCGGUUGAAAUGGAGACUCUGAUUUCCCAUAUGUUCGUUGAGCACGACAUCGUUCCAGUGUUGAUUGAAUGUGCACCGUUGGUGUUUGCCAAGGUCAGCUACCGUUCGAAGAAGCUCGUCGACGCGGGGAAGGAACUGACUCCGGCCGACGUGCGCGAUGAACCGAAGGUCGAAUGGUGCGCCGAUCCCAUCAUAUACUACACACUGGUCAUGAUUGAUCCGGAUUCUCCGAGCAGGACGGAACCCCUGAACCGGGAAUUCGCCCACUGGCUGGUGGGUAACAUUCCAGGGAAGCACGUGGAGCAGGGUGAAGUCCUCUUCGAGUAUCUACCUGCAUUCCCUCGGGCCGGAACCGGUUUCCAUCGGUACAUAUUCCUGCUCUACCAGCAGCACUGCCACAACGAUUACUCCGAAGCUCCCCGGGCCUCUAGGAAGAAUCGAACACCACGGUUGCGUUUUUCGACGCGUGAUUUCGCCCGCCGUUACAGUCUGGGUCAACCGAUUGCGGGCAACUUUUUCGUUGCCCAGUUUGACGACUACGUACCGGUCAUAUUGGCGCAAUUCCCUCCGUCCAACGAGUACUGACUUGGCGCCGAUAGAUGAUGAUGAUGUGUGUGGGUGUGCGUGAACUCAAGAGAUAGAGAGCAAGAGAGUGCCGCCUCUCUGUUUUUGUUUACAUCGCUGGAGCGCACCCAUGGCUUUGGGAUUGGAGAUUGAACGGCAGAUCGAUGGAAACAUUUCAAAAGGGCGAAAUUGCUUUUGUAAACAAUGUUUAUUUGUCGCAAAUAUAAGCUCACUCCCAAAUACUUAUCACACCAGCUGGUAGCGGGAACGUUCCUCUAAUCGAUGGCAUAGUUAAUUUGCAUGUGCAAUCUUUAAUACGCGGGAAUCGAUGGGUGAAGUAAUUGUUUAUGAAAGCAGUUUCGCCCAUUUGAAAUGUUGGCCUCGAUUUGUCGUUCAAUCUCAAAUCCCAAAGCCAUGCGCACCAGCGAUGUAAACAAAAACAGAGACAGCUUCAAGGGGAUGAUAGGGAAGUGGCAACCUCGUGAUUGCGAUAAUCAGCUGAUGAGUCAGUAAUUGCUGUCAACUGGUGCCAAUAAUAAUGUUAUAUCACCAGUGAUGAAAGGAAAGCAUUUUUGAAUCUCUCGAUAAGGUAAGGGAGUAUGCAUUAAGUACGUCACGCGAAAUUUAGGGCAUAUCAACUCCCUUAUCACUUAUUUUCCCGUUUUUGUAUUGCAUGUCACACAUUCAGUGUGACGUACUAAAUGGAUGCUUCCCAAGUAGAUUGGACACCGAAAUAUAUACA